Ilyonectria robusta is the source of this 1241-nucleotide messenger RNA. RefSeq lists its product as uncharacterized. The coding region runs from base 52 to 1023 and encodes 323 amino acids. Lineage: Eukaryota; Fungi; Ascomycota; Sordariomycetes; Hypocreales; Nectriaceae. The record is from RefSeq and is a predicted model, not a curated record. The transcript has a single exon.
UGAUAUACUACUCCAUUUUCACCGACACAAUUCCUUCUACCUUUCCUCACGAUGGAAGCGAUUAAAAGCACAACAUUAAUAGGCAUAAUUAAAAAGCCACUGUUUCCGACAAUAUUGGUCACCUCCAUCGCCUUGGUGGGCUCCUAUUUUCGCAAACAACCUGAAGAGGGGAGUGUCGACUUCACUAUAGACCCCAUUUUCGAUGUACCUCGCCCUCCGGUCACGCUCACAUAUUCCCAAACCAACAACAUCAUAUGCAUGGUAUUGAUGACUGCUACUGGACUACUUGCGGUUGUUCUUGGAGCCCGGGAUGCUCGCCGUUCUCGAACGCUUCUACCACUUAUUCUACCACUUAGUGGUGCUAUGAUCGCAUUCCCAGAAACAUUUAUCGACGUUCUGGGUUGUAUUUACUAUCCGUGGACAGAGAAAAACGCCUCAUUCCAUAUCAUAGGUCGUGAAAUGCCUCCAUGGAUCCCCAUCUGGUUUGGAUACGGCUCCUUAAUGCAGAUUCAGCUCGAGCUCCUGCAGAAGAAGACAGCAACCAAAAAUCUGUGGUGGUUUCUUGGCCUGAUGAUGGGCUCUGAUCUCAUUAUCGAAGAGAUUCUCCUGCCGAUGGGAGUCUACCACUACUACGGAAACCAGCCACUUAUUGUCCUUAAUAUGUUCCCCUGGUGGUGGAUGGCCACAAACUCCGUGGGCGUUUUUCUUGCGACUGCGCUCGCCUACCGAUUCCGACGAACUCUCGUGGGAUGGAAAGUCUUGGCCGUAUUCUUCCUUACACCAAUGUCCGUUGGUGGGGUCUAUGGAUUUAUUGCAUUUCCUGCUUGGGUUGCAGUCAACGGUGCCUGGGGAUGGCUCGUUACCCAGUUACUUGGGUUGUUGACAAUGUGCUUUGGAUUUGCGUUAUUCUGCAUCAUCUUACAACUCGUUCUUGAACGCGAUCCGUUUGAGAUGAAGGGAACUGGAAAUUACGGAGACGAAGAAGUACCAGCAGAGUCUGAACGCGAUACAUAUUGCGAUUGAGGACAACACAUAAUUCAACCAGACUCAUCUUUGGAGAUGUUAGAAUAGAUUACGUAGCCUUUUUUCUACGAGAAUUUGAACCUGCCAUGCAAGAAGAAAGAAAAAGGGAUGGGAACUAAGUUCAUAAAGCGCCAUACACCAACCUUGACCCUUUGGAGGCACCGUUUUGAUGCAUGUUCCAGGUUAAGCCAGACGGGUCCGUUGGAUACCUCUUUGGC